AUGUCGGUGGCCACGUCCUCCUUCAACGGGACCGGUCGAAUCCACGUACGUCCACGACCACCAAAAACCACGACGGCCGCAUCAGUGGUGCUGAAUCCGUUAAAGGGUCAAACGGUUGAGAGUCGCCAUGGAAAUAUGGUCAAGGUGACAACCCCUUUUCUCUCACAGAACCAAUCCGACGCCAGCAGACACCAAACACCCCCUGUGGCUGCUCCAGCAGUUCCACAUGGUUCCAGUUUGACCGUAGUCACUCGGAGUAAAAGCGUUGGACCGAAGACACUUCCACCACCCAUUGAUGCAGCAGCGUAUCCACUCGUAACGGACGUGUCGAAGGGUCUACGAAGCGUCCACAAGGGCGACGCCACAUCGAAUGGCCUUGAAAGGCCUCGGGUGCAGGCACUACGUCCAAGCAAGUUCAUUGUAGGCCGUAUAGCUUCGAAUGAGGACAUUUGCAUCGAAACGGAGACGCCAUUUGCCUUGAGCAUCGCGGCCACAGGAAGGCAAAUCUGUAUUUCAAAGGUCGCCUCGGCAGACGACCUUCGACGACCCUUCAGUGCCGAAUCGCCUACGCCUCGUCUGAUCGAUCAGCAUCCACUGGAAGGUGGCAUUCCGGUUUCUCUUAGAUUGACCUUUGGUUCAACGCCGUGUGUCAAUGCAGACAGUUCAAGGCCGGCGGUGGGCCAAUCAGGGCUAAGGAAGAUCUAUCGCUCUGUUGUGCACAUCGACAUGGCUGGGACAUCGAGACAGAGUCCCCAGCGCGUCGUGAUGCGCCCAACUGUCAAACCCCUGUCAAACGGUGCACAUCUCCGAAGCAGUCUCCCCUCUCUGCCAAAACCACCGCUACGCAGUCCUCCAGCCGUCAAUAUGACCUUUUUUGAGCAGGUCAUUUGA
This is a messenger RNA of Mesocestoides corti, 891 nucleotides long. NCBI's taxonomy places the organism in Eukaryota, Metazoa, Platyhelminthes, Cestoda, Cyclophyllidea, Mesocestoididae. The record is from the annotation of a GenBank genome assembly.